Molecule: messenger RNA, 5282 nt
Organism: Schistosoma margrebowiei
Lineage: Eukaryota; Metazoa; Platyhelminthes; Trematoda; Strigeidida; Schistosomatidae
Source: the annotation of a GenBank genome assembly
GUUAAGUUAACAUGGGAGAAGAAGUAAGUUAGAUUUUAAUAAUGAUCAAUAUGUCAUGACUGUUUUUUUAUUAUCAUUUAUUCUAUUUCGCUGGUUGAAAUCAUGAGUCAGUUGAAGCUAGACCACUGUGGAAGACCUGGAAGCACUGGCACGAGACUGAUAGGUCCUCGGUUCGAAUCUCGCGGGGUGCAGGAUCGUGGAUGCGCACUGCUGAGGAGUCCCAUACUAGGACGAAACGGCCGUCCAGUGCUUCCAUGUUUUCCAUGGUGGUCUAGCUUCAAUUGACUCAUGAUUUCAACCAGUGAAAUUUCUGAAAUCUCCACAAAACCCCUUCUGAUAUUUAUUCUAUUGCAAAAAAUUAUAUUGAUUACCAAACGAGUAAAGUUGAGUGUUAAAUAUUAAAUAUGGUUAAUGGUCAGAAUAGUGUAAAGAAAAGGUAAGUACAUCUAACUGAAUUAUUGCUAGUUGUGAUAAGGAGUGGAAGUUUUUUUACAUAUUAAAUAUAAUAACAUAACAACGAUGGGUUAUUGUGUUUGAGUAACUAUACUGAACCUAAUACUUUUAUUAAAUACCAAACUCUGUCAUGACUGUAUGGAAGAAAUAUAGAGAAUUUCGUCUAACAACAAAUAUGUUUAUUGAGAAAGAUUUCGUCUACGAAAACUAAACAGUUUUACCUACUGUACUACUGUGAAAGCAAUCUUACUGUUCCAGUUGUACAGUUAUAAAACCAAAUAAUUAAGAGAUUAUAUAUCUUACAUCAUUAUAUAUAGUUUCUUCAUAUCUUUCGAUAAUCUACAGCCACAUCCCUCUAGGUAGCUACUUUGUAGUUAAAUUUACUUUUUGUAAGAAUACUUUGAUUUUACUUAAGUUAUUUGUUAAGAAUGUAUUGAAUUAUAGAUAAAGAGGUAAUUUUACUGAGUUGAAUAAAUCUUUUCAUGUAUUCAUGGUUUUCCUGAGAUUUAUUUUCCUUCUAGUGGUUUCUUUCCUUUCACAAAAAUAGCGAUUAGUCAUUAUCCUAUUAAAUAUCAUAAGCCAAUUAAACCGCCAAUUAUCCGUACUAUUCCGACAGAAAUGCUUGUAUUAUGUCGUAGACAACAACUCAGAAUGCAAGCAUUCAAAUAUUAUUAAAGACAUUAUAAAGAUUUAAUCUUUAAACGCUUAUACUUUUAACAGCUUUUAAGAAAGUCGACUAGGUACUGCCAUUUAUCCGGUACUAAUUGUUAUUAAAAUCUUUGUUUACAGGGUAGAUAGGAAAUCGCAAUACAGUGAGUCCAACAUAACACCCUAUAUAACUGAGAAAAUAAAAUGAAAUUUGAUUUAACAUUCAUCUGCUAUAAAUUAUUCAUGAGAUGACUGGAAAAAUCAUUAAGCUUGAUUCAUAUGUGUCAACAAGAUGACAAGAUCCCACAAUAUUGAGCAAACUUAACUGAUUAGACUAGAGGUGGGAACAUUCAAACAGGUGGUAACCCCUGGAAAUACGUUUGAAAGUGAAUACGAAUGUGAUAAUUAGUAUUCGAAACCAAAUUCAAUAUCCUUUCAAAACAACAUGAGGUGGUGAAGUAGGCUAAUUUCUCGACAUUAGUAAUAUAAUUGGUUUCAUCAGAUUUUAUAAUAUAGCUUUUACAUUAAGUUAUUGUUUUCAAUUUUUUGAUAAUUAAGAAACUCAACAAAAAGAAACAAACAAUUUUAACUACUGAAUUGUUUUCUUAAUUAUAAUAUAAUAUAAUAUAUAAUAUUUACCAAUACAAGAGAAUAUAAAUUCUAAAAUCCCUUAGUUAAAACCCCAAUAAAUGAACUUCUGUUAUUACCUUAAACGAAAUUAUUACUUUAUCAGAGGAUUAUUCGUAUUUUUAUCGUUACAAUUACUGUUAUUACAUAUCAUAUGUGAAUACAUAACAAAUGUUUAAAUGGACAGAUAGAUUAUUGACUUAUUAAGCGCCGAAGUAUCCGUAUUUACGGACUUUCAUGAAUUUUUUGUUUAGAAUAUUUACUGUCUCUAUCCAGUAUGUUAAUUGAUUGACCAUAGUUGAAAUGAUCUAUUAAGUAGAUAGGAGUUUUUAAACAAUACCUAUUAGUAGUCCUGCUUAUUUCACUAAAAAUAUGUCUAACCAAUAGAUGAAUACAUCAAAAAUAUACUGUAUAGGACAUUUAGAUAAUACUAUUGUGUCUAAAAAUCACUACGAAUAUUGUCAGUCAAUCUUAAAUUGUUUCCAACUUUAAUUCUGCCCAUUUAUUUCUAUCUGAAGUUUGUGCUGAUGAUGUCGUUUAGAAGAACGAUGAAAGAUCCACUACCAAGCCAUCCAGCUCAGAGAACAAAACUCCAUCAAAAUCAUUUAUUUGUCGUUAUUCACCUUCUUCCGUUUAUAUUCUUCCCUAUCUGAGUAGUUAUACACUUCUUACUAUAUAAUUUCAGUAAAUUUUAUUGAUUAUCAUCUGUGUUGAACUGCUGAAUGGAAAUUUAAUCCUUUUACUUCUCUUAUCGCAACUAACACAUCUACGUUUCUACUAAUAGCUGGUAUUUUUUGACCUAUUAUAUGUAGCUAUGCAAUCUACUUCAUUUUGAGAAUUGACUCAAAUUCCCCUUAUUGGUUAAAUAGUUUCAUAUAUCCAUAUAAAUAUUCUUGAAUAUUACAGUAAAGCCUGAUAACUAUCUCGUUGUGUGUUGUUCCAGUUUUCAUGAUGGUGAUAUUUAAUACCUCAUUUAAUUACCGCUUAUCGAGACUAGAUGCUUUAUAUGGUGUUCCUUCAAACAAGAAUUCACGAACAUAUAACUACCUAAAACUAAUCAGUAUAUCAAUGGGUCAUCAAAUAGAAUUACAAUCUAUUUAUUCAUUUUUUGGCUCCAUUGACUACUUAGCCAAAAUACUUUUUGACAUCAGACAAAUAUCUGUAGGACUUUAAUUGAAUGGUAACACUUACGUAUCUGAAUAAUUAUUCUGAAGAAAUUUAAAUCUCUUUAAUUUAUAUAACAAAUUAUAAGUGGAUGAGUUUCAAUGAAAUAACUUACUUUGGAUCCUAGAAAGUUGAUGCAUUACAACGAAGGUGAAUUUCUCGUAAGUAACAAUCUAUGAAAUUUGUUUAAUUACAGCAACCAAUAUUCAAAUUAUCUCUUAUCAUUCCCACCCAUACCAAGAAAUCACUCUCUUAUUCAAAUAUAUUUCAGAUAAAUUAUGCGAGAAAAGAGUCAUUUGACGUAGACUGAUACAAGUCUAAUAUAAUCUAUAUAGUUACUUGGAAAAUACAAAUUCCUAUGAAAGAUAUCUCCAUCCUUUUUCUAACCGAAUCAGUUAAGUGUUAAAAUCACAUGUUAAUUAUAAUUUUAACAUAUUAACUACCUCUAUGCAACAUAUAAGCCCAUCUUUCUUCUUCUAUAACUCAUUGAAAAUCAUUUUAGAAAAAGGAAAAGAAAGAAAAGAAAGAGAAAAAGGAGAAAAAAGAAAACAAAGAAGAAGAUGCAGGACCUCCAGCAGAAGAUAAAAAAGAGACAGCAAGUAGUGGAGGCGGUGGUGGUGGUAAACGAGCUCAAAGAGCUACUUCAAAUGUUUUUGGAAUGUUCCCUCAAAAUCAAAUUCAAGAAUUUAAAGAGGCCUUUACGUUGAUCGAUCAAAAUCGUGACGGAUUUAUUGAUAUUGAAGAUUUAAAAGAUAUGUACGCAUCGUUGGGUCGGACACCAACUGAUAAAGAAUUGAAAGAAAUGUUAGAUGAAUCACCUGGUCCAUUGAAUUUCACAAUGUUUAUCAACUUAUUCGGUGAAAAACUAAAUGGUACUGAUCCUGAAGACGCACUACGUAAUGCAUUCGCAAUGUUUGAUCCAGGGAACAAACGAUAUUUGGAAGAAGAAUACAUCAAAGAUCUUUUAGAAAAUAUGGGCGAUAAUUUCUCUGCUGAAGAGAUAAGACAAACGUGGAAAGAAGCUCCAAUUAAAGAAGGCAAAUUGGAUUACGAUGCAUUUGUAAAUCUCAUAAAGAGAGGCAAUCAAGACAUUUAGGACCAACAUUUCUAUAGAAAGGGUGAAAAUAAACUAAAUUCAUUCCCUUGCAUAUUCAGCCCCUUUUCCUAUUAUUAUGCUUUAAUGAAUAAAAUUCCCUGUUUUCACGCUAAACCAAAUACAUGCUUUCCCUCUUUGUUUUAGUUUUUAAAAUAUUGAUGUAUGUAUUCGAUUUCUUUUAUCUUUGAUGGUUAAUAUUAUUAUUAUUAUUCUGCAUGACUAGAAUAUUAUUUAUGAGAGUUAUUUGACUCGUUAUUUUCUGUUGGAAGGUCUAUUUAGUUUUAUUUCCAUUCAUUGAAACCUUUCCAGCUUUUGUCAACUAUUCAUUCCGUGCUGUGCUUUAGUUGUUGUGACCUUUAUAAUGUAACUUAUGAGAUGAAGCGUGUUAAAGAAUCCAAUCAUAGGUGAACGGCGACAGAUACCAGUUAUUUUCAGAUCUGAUAACUGCUGCUACUCAAAUAAUCUAAAAGCUUUAUAUCUUAUAAUCAAUCUGCUUACUUCAAAAAUCACCAUUCUUCCAUUGAUUAUACUUAUUCUUAAUGGACCAGAUCUCUAUAGUCUUUUGUAUCUAUCUUUCUUGUUGUUGAAUGUCUUUUCACUUUAUUCUAUUCUUAAUAAGUGUGCUUGAGAAAAGAAACUUCGAUUUAGCAUUGAAACCUUUCGUCACCGAUUCUUGUAUCAAGCAUUUACUCAAAGGAGAGGACAUUCCAUUCAAAUGUCCAAGUUUGUGUUUGGUUUAUUGGCGAUACAAAAUGGUCCUUAGCAUAUACAUUUUUCAGGAGCAUAGACUUACAAACGACACGAGACGAAAUGUUUCUAGUUUUCUGAAGAAAAGCCUGGACGGUGUAUAUCAUGGGUUAAUUUCAGUAGCUAAUAAACAAUAUCAAUCAUUGGGCAAAAGUGAAAUGAAUAUUUUUCUGCUGGAGACUAACUAAUUUCGUUGUGUUAUUCUCCAUUAAUUAAGCGUUGAUCUUGAACGGUGAUGAUCCCAGGUAAAUUGAACUUCACCGAUUAAAGUGUUUUCAAUCUGGGUUGGUUCAUUGCAAUCGAAAUGAUUUUUUUCACUUUAAAACAAAAUAUUUAUUCAUAUUACUUCCUAUAUGUGUGUUUGAUGUGACAACAAGUUUUCUUAAACUUUCAAUGUUUGUUUCUUAUUAUUUUUAUGAAUCUUCUGUCCCUACGUAUUACCUGUACACAUUAUUUUAUGGAACUGUUGUGUGUUAUGCGUGUUUUACUUCUUUUAUUUUUGCUUUACAGUUAUUUCAAUACAUUAAUCGUCUAGUUAGUUUGAUCG